Marasmius oreades (fairy-ring Marasmius) is the source of this 1704-nucleotide messenger RNA. RefSeq lists its product as uncharacterized. Gene Ontology annotation, biological process: DNA recombination; 7-methylguanosine mRNA capping; DNA repair. NCBI's taxonomy places the organism in Eukaryota, Fungi, Basidiomycota, Agaricomycetes, Agaricales, Marasmiaceae. The record is from RefSeq and is a predicted model, not a curated record. Gene Ontology annotation, molecular function: ATP binding; DNA ligase (ATP) activity; mRNA guanylyltransferase activity. The coding region runs from base 94 to 1365 and encodes 423 amino acids. The transcript has 10 exons. Gene Ontology annotation, cellular component: mRNA capping enzyme complex.
GACUGGUAACCCCUCUUGCGCAAAGCGUCCAACCUGGCAUUAGUGAUGAAGAAUCCACAAGCUCGUUAAGUUUUCCAUCAUUGCUUCUGUAAAAUGCCGAAAAUACCUGAAUUGCCCGGAACACCCGUUCCUUACGAGCAACAGUCGUGGCUUCAAAGCCAAGUCAGCGCUCUCUGCGAAGUUGGGGGUAACAGAUUUCCUGGGGCGCAACCCGUCAGUUUUAGUAAAAAAGACUUGGAAAGGCUAGAGAACCAGGAUUUUUGGAUUUGCGAGAAAUCCGAUGGGCUCAGAGUCCUUCUGUUCGUGCACACCAACUUACAGACGAAAGAACAAGCCGUUUAUCUAAUUGAUCGCCACAAUACCUAUCGCCUCGUCGAAGGUCUAUUCUUUCCUCACCAUGAAAACCCGAUGAACCCUCUGCGUAACACGAUUGUCGACGGUGAAUUGGUUGUGGACACAGAUCCACGGACUAACGCCGAUACUGUGCGGUAUUUGGUUUUCGAUUGCUUGGUUGUGGAUCAUCAGAAUGUCAUGAAGAGACCUCUCGAUAAACGAUAUGGUAGGCUUAACGAAUGGUUCUAUAAACCUUACGCGAGGAUGAUGAGAGAUCAUCCUCAUAUGAUGCAGUCCCAACCUUUCGAGAUCAAAAUCAAGCCAAUUCAAGCAGCCUACAACGCGGAGCAAGUGUUCAACAACGAAAUACCAAAUUUACAACAUGGUAACGAUGGACUCAUUUAUACUUGUGUGAAUACCCAUUAUUCUCCGGGGACGGACCCUAAUAUACUCAAAUGGAAACCGCCAUCCGAAAACUCGAUAGACUUCAAACUUUUACUUCGCUUUCCUCCUUCACCCACAGACCCCAUCAAACCGGAUUUUCAUGCAAAACCUGUGUUUUUGUUGCAAGUCUGGUGCGGUGAUCAAGGCGGCAUCUCGAAGUAUGAACAAUUUGACGAUAUGUAUGUUACCGAUGAUGAAUGGGAAAGCAUUAAACGCUCGGGGGAGCAAUAUGACGACCGGAUAGUGGAAGUAUGUUGGGACUCCAACAUCGAACGAUGGCGCAUGAUGCGCUUUCGAGACGAUAAGCCCAACGGGAACCACAAGAGUAUCGUACUGAAAAUCAUUGAGAGUAUUGCUGAUGGUGUUGAAAAAGACACUCUUCUCUCCCGUUGUAAUACCGUACGAGUAGCUUGGAAGGCUCGUGUGGGUCAGCAGGCUGCCACACAGGAUGUUCAUAAUGCCAGGACAGCGCCCAACAAACCCCGCACAGAUCCCAUCCCGCAAGCUGAAAUUCGCUUUGGCCCACUGGCAACGCCACCUUGGAGCAAAGUUUCUGGACCGCCAACAGUGAUGGGUUUCAUACGAUAAACAUCAACGGCUUUUUUUCGCUGUGGCAGGGGGGCCAAAAGGUUCAUUCCUCGCAACGAUUCGCGUUCCUGUGCGACACCAAGAGCAUACGUCGUGUGCGUUAGCGCGCCGCAUUUGGGAGGUUGACCGCGUCACGCUGUAUCGUCCGCGGCGUCGAGGGGACGUGUCUACUGAUGGUCCCCUUUCCUCGAUUUCUAUCUGUUCCGCUGGAGUUUGUUGGGCUUGGGAUGUUCACGGGUGAGGCAUGUAGAAAUUAUCAUUUUAAUCUAAUAAUUUAUAGAUGAUAUUUGUGUGUAACUUAUCCACUCGUUUUUUAAGAACGACAUCAUUGUGUUGGGG